UGAAAGAUGGAGUCAAGAGGAGUCACUGAGAGUGAGAAUAAGAUGGACAACGAUACGUAUUUCAUGGCUGUGGCCGUCCACGCUGCAAAAUGGAGCCCGGACCCUAACACUAAGGUCGGGGCCUGCAUUGUGAACCCGGAUAAGAAGAUUGUGGGCAUCGGCUACAAUAGGAUGCCGAAUGGCUGCCCCAAUGAAUCGCUGCCUUGGGCUCGAGAGAGUGAGGACCCACUUGGAAAUAAAUAUCUGUAUGGUGGGUAGCGUAUCUUAAUUCAAACUUUUUCAUCAUCAUCAUCAUCAUCACCAUUAUUACCAGACUCAGGAUCCAUUCAAGACACAGACAACACAGACAGGACAUACAACUUACAUUAGAAAGGAUAAGGCAAACAAAACACAUUGCACUUCUAUGAAAGACACCUGUAUUUCCACAGGGGUGACUGGUAGUAUUGUACUAAUCCUAGAAUUGGCUAACAGCAUUACAAUGUUCUGGAAGACAACAUUUGAAUUUGUACAUCAAACUUAAAGGAAACAUAUGUAAGAUUGUGGCCAAAACUGGAACUGCAAUCACUUUGAAAUUACUUUAGAGCUGUGUAUCACCUCCCCCUCCAUCCUGACUCGAGGUGGCCAACCCGAUGCUGAAAAACUAA
Messenger RNA from Alosa sapidissima (American shad), 644 nucleotides. RefSeq names its product deoxycytidylate deaminase-like. Gene Ontology annotation, biological process: dUMP biosynthetic process; dTMP biosynthetic process. The transcript is spliced from 3 exons. The record is from RefSeq and is a predicted model, not a curated record. Gene Ontology annotation, molecular function: dCMP deaminase activity. Bases 7 to 258 code for a protein of 83 amino acids. Lineage: Eukaryota; Metazoa; Chordata; Actinopteri; Clupeiformes; Clupeidae. Gene Ontology annotation, cellular component: cytoplasm.